UCAAGUUCGGCCAGUCUUCUAACGGCUUGCUUCCGCGCACCACGUGUGUCUGUCACCGUGUCCGAAUACUCGUUCCGUCCUCUCGUUGUUCUGGUUUUUCCACUUUUAUCCAUUUUUAUCCGCCCAUUUAUCCUGGAAAUAUACAGUUAUUUCGGGGAAGAAAGGAAAAAAGAAAAGAAAAGGAAACUGCACCCACUUACCAGAUCACGCGUGCCAAACAAGUUGGAAUUAACUGUGGAAGAACGUGGUUAGUAGCUCGUUAUAGAAACGCGCGUCAAACAUGAUAGAACGCGGAGAAGAUCUGUAUGUAAAUUGAAGAAAAAAUGAAAAUAUUCGAAGAAAUUGUCGACUUGGCAAGUCCUUCUAGCGGUAAUCUCAAAGAAGUUUGCGGAAAGUAUUGCAACUGUACGAAAGAAUUGGUAGCAGAAAGUGGGAAAUGAAAUAUUUUUCAGAAAGGAAGAUGAAAAUGGGGAAAAUUGAAAGAAUGGCAGUUUAAGAGGUAGAAAGGUAGAAACUCGGCGAAAUACGUACACUGUGAAGAAAAAAUUGAGUUGUGAAAAAUCGAGUUGGUCAGAGUCUUCUGUGGUUAAUCACGAUGAAGAAACCGAUACGGGCCGACAGUGACGAACAUUAUUUCUCUACGCGUUUGCUGUUUCCUGUUUCAAAAGAUUUGAAGGAUUACGUAAUGUUACACGCAACCUGCAGUAAAAAUCGUACACAUUCUGUGAAUAUUUAGAUAAAAUUGAUAGAAAUUUGGAACGUUUUUGAGAAAACAGUCUCGAAUAUUUCUCCGCGUUAGAUCAAAAACGUUUAACGUAAACAAUAUUCUGAUCAAAUAUUCACGGUAUAUCAUUUAGAAAUAUUCGUCGUUUCUUUCGGACAUUUAUCGAUAUUAAAUCGGCAGAAUGAUAUUUCAAGGCAAAUUUCUUACAACAAAGCGUGUUAUCCUUUUUAUUUAACGUUCUCCAUCCGGAAAAUGCAUCUUUCAAUUUGAAUUCUAUGAAUUCUCUAACCGUCAGCUUCUAUUCUUAGAUUUUAUUAAAUCGGUGAAAACUUCGAUUACAAUAAUUCAACUGUUAAUUACAAGUCUAACAUGCUUGCAGUUAAUUUCAAAUUCAACAGUUUUGCAUUAAUGAGUACCAAUUGUGUUUAAUUUAAAUUAAAUUAAAUUAAAUUAAAAAUUUCAACGUCUAUAACUAUGUUAAUUUCGAUAAUCCAUAAACAAUCGAUUUCGACCUCGACAAUUUUUCAUUUCGAUAAUUCCUCGCUUAAUAAUUGUCGGGUUUCGAAUUUGAGGAAUUGGCCAACCGAUAAUCGUACGAUUUUUAAUUUCUUCCAAAAAUUUCCCUACCAAUAGUUACAUGACUUGAAGAAGAAUUUCUUGACCGAUAAUUAUUGGAUUUUCAAUAUCAACAAUUUACCAACUGAUAAUUGGUUGAAUUUCAAGUUGAAAGACUUCCAAGUCCGUAAUUAUUUGGCUUUCGAGUUCACGAAUUUUCCAAAUGAUAAUUAUUUCACUCGCGAUUCGAUUCGACAACAAAAGUCCCCCAAUUGCAAAUAAGAAGACCGCCGAUUAAAAAGAUUAUUCGAAAUAAACGAAAAACCGAUCUUCACCUCUGAUAAGUUUCUUCGAAACGACCGAAAGCUCGAAUUACAAAGACGGAUCUGCAAAACGGGGAAGAGAACGAUCAUCUUCUCGACGAGGAGGAUUCUGUGGUCUCGAAAUUGAUUCGUCGUUCAGGACGUAGAAAAAUGCCUCUGAUGUUGAAGAUGGUGGAUGUAUUCGGCUCCUUGAGGUCACUGUUUAAAAUUCAACGGAUCUCCGAGGACACUAUGAUAUUUCGACUGCAUUAUCGCGCAACGGUGGCGCUUCUGCUUGGUGGGUGUGUAACGCUGGCGUGCAAAAGUAUUUCCGGUUCGCCGAUCCAUUGUGAGGCCUCAGGUUCCGUGGAUAAAAUCGUUUUGGAAACAUUUUGCUGGCUACAUACCACGUAUAGUAUGGUGCACGCGUUUAAUAAGAGUUUGGGACAGGCAGUGCCUUAUCCUGGUGUUUCGAAUAGCAAAGGAGAUGGACUGCACGGACACGCGUCGCAUCCCUUGGUCAAACAGCACAAGUAUUAUCAAUGGGUCAUCUUCUUUCUAUUGUUGCAAGCGAUCCUGUUCUACACGCCUCGAUGGCUAUGGAAAGGAUGGGAGGGUGGCAAGAUUCAUGCUUUAAUGAUGGAUCUUGAUAUCGGUCUUUGUUCCGAGGUCGAAAAGAAGCAGAAGAAGAAAAUGUUGCUCGACUAUCUGUGGGAGAAUCUUCGAUUUCACAAUUGGUGGGCAUACAGGUACUACCUCUGCGAACUUCUUGCCCUGCUGAAUGUGGUCGGUCAGAUGUUCCUGAUGAACCGGUUCUUCGAUGGUGCGUUCCUGACGUUCGGCAUCGACGUGCUCAGGUUCCUCGAGUCGGAUCAGGAGGACCGGAUCGAUCCGAUGAUUUACGUGUUCCCUAGAAUGACCAAGUGCACCUUCUACAAAUACGGCGUAAGCGGAGAGGUAGAGAGGCACGAUGCCGUUUGCAUACUGCCCUUGAACGUCGUCAACGAGAAGAUCUACGUGUUUCUCUGGUUCUGGUUCCUCUUUCUCGGCAUGCUGAGCUUCGUCACGAUUUUAUACAGGAUCGUAAUCAUAUUUUCGCCAAGAACGAGGGUAUACCUUCUACGACUACGGUUUCGUUUGGUCAGGAGAGAAGCCGUGGAAACGAUAGUUCGGCGGAGCAAAGUCGGUGAUUGGUUUCUUCUCUAUAUGCUCGGCGAGAAUUUGGACACGGUGAUAUACCGGGAUGUGAUGCACGAGCUGGCGAAUAAACUCGCCUCGAGACAUCAUCACAGUGUGCCCGGGAUCAAAGGGGAACUACAGGAGGCCUGAUCCAAGUUGCCUCGGAGAGCCACGGAAACCAGCGCGAUUCUCAAGGCAACGAGAAACUACUUUUCACCGGAAAAGUGCUACCAACUUCUGUUUUCCAGAGAUCCACGGACGAGCGGUCGAAUCAAACGGAUCGCUUUAUAUUCGUUCUUCGAAUCGUAUGUUUUUCCUUCCUUGUACCUUAGCACCGGUUCGAGGAUCGUUGGCGAAUUAUUUUUAUGGACGUUGUUGUUCCGACGAGAGCGAUCUCUCGAUCGAUCGUGCUCGCGUAAAAGACAAAUUGCCAACAACGUGCCUUACGACGACUUUCCAUCGACUUUCAAAGCAUUUGCGCUACACGUCGUUCGAAUUUGAUUAAUUUAAGAAGCGAAAGCACGGUGGAAAAAAAUCGUAUAACAAAUAUACGUAUAUAUGAAGAUUUGACAAAAAUAAAAAGAUAUAUAUGGAUUUGACGGAUAGAUUGUCAAAAACUUCAAAUCGAAGGUGGACCAUUUUCUAAUUGGCGAAUUAGUGAAAACUGAUGGAUUAAUUUCUUCUAAAAGGAUAAGAGCGUGAGAGAAAAACGAAAAUGGUUCUCCUCUAUCAGUGAAAUUUAAAGUAUUAUGAAAAUGAAAAUGAAAAUACAGGUAUGUAUUUAUUCCCGUCGCCUAAAGUGUUCUACCUCGUACAGUCGCGUUGAAAGGCUGUAACUUUGCCAUUU
Messenger RNA from Bombus pascuorum, 3607 nucleotides. RefSeq names its product innexin shaking-B (gene shakB). Gene Ontology annotation, molecular function: gap junction channel activity. Lineage: Eukaryota; Metazoa; Arthropoda; Insecta; Hymenoptera; Apidae. The transcript has 5 exons. The record is from RefSeq and is a predicted model, not a curated record. Gene Ontology annotation, cellular component: plasma membrane; gap junction. Bases 1753 to 2910 code for a protein of 385 amino acids.